AUGCUGCUGAAAAUAUGGAAAUUCUCACUCGUCGAAGUGACCCCACACUUCGUUGGUCUCGCAGAUCAAGGAGACCGAACAAAGGCUCAAGUUCUACCAAGACCAGACGACGAGAGUGAUGAAAGAUGUACGAACGUCAUUUCCGGCACAACUCCAUUCAUGGAAGACGUCCGAUCUCGUCUCGAAAGAAUCGAGAACAACACUUCUGACAUCACGAAACCAUCCGACCUCAACGACGCUAAUGCUGCCCUCGCCAUUCGUUGGGACGAAAUACACCAAGACGUUCAGCGAACGAAGGAACUCCUUGAGCUGCACAACUCCCAGAAGCGGUCCUUCGAGAUCAACCUACUACAAGGACGUCUCGAUGCGAUGAAAGCCAACUUGCAGCACUCACUACUGCCAACUUCACUCGUGCCACGCGGAGCCCACUCCACAUAG
This is a messenger RNA of Haemonchus placei, 438 nucleotides long. The record is from the annotation of a GenBank genome assembly. NCBI's taxonomy places the organism in Eukaryota, Metazoa, Nematoda, Chromadorea, Rhabditida, Trichostrongylidae.